Molecule: messenger RNA, 7221 nt
Organism: Passer domesticus (house sparrow)
Lineage: Eukaryota; Metazoa; Chordata; Aves; Passeriformes; Passeridae
Gene: KSR2
Product: kinase suppressor of ras 2
Exons: 17
Coding region: 16-2718 (900 amino acids)
Biological process (GO): Ras protein signal transduction; protein phosphorylation; calcium-mediated signaling
Cellular component (GO): plasma membrane; cytoplasm; cytosol
Molecular function (GO): protein kinase activity; ATP binding
Source: RefSeq, a predicted model, not a curated record
CAAACCCUCCCAGGGAUGGCACCUUUAACCCCUGCGGGGCUGAGCAGGCAACUCCCACCCUGUGCCGCACCGCAUGGCCGUGUCUCUGUGCCCUCUCCAGGCGGGAGCCUCUCCAAGCAGGACUGGACCAUCCAGUGGCCGAGCACGGAGCCGGGCAAGGAGAACAGCCCGGGCUGCCCCGCCGAGCCGGGCCCCUGGGGCAGGACGCACCCGAGCCCCAAGCUGCAGCCCAAGUGCGGGCAGCACCACUGCCACGCCGGCUCGUCCCACGGCCCCGUGUACACGCACGUGGACCGCCUGACCGUGGAGGGCCACCCGGGGCUCUGCCCGCCCCUCGAGUCCGGCCACCGCUCGCUGCCGCCGUCGCCGCGGCAGCGGCACGCCGCGCACACCCCCCCGCGCACCCCCAACAUCGUCACCACCAUGACGCCGCCGGGGACCCCCCCCGUGCGCCGCAGGAACAAGCUGAAGCCCCCCGGGACGCCCCCGCCCUCGUCGCGGAAGCUGAUCCACCUCAUCCCGGGGUUCACGGCGCUGCACCGGAGCAAAUCCCACGAGUUCCAGCUGGGGCACCGCGUGGAUGAGGCGCACACCCCCAAAGUCAAGAAGAAGAACAAGCCCCUGAACCUCAAGAUCCACAACAGCGUGGGGAGCUGUGAGAACAUCCCGGCCCAGCGCUCCCCUCUCCUCUCCGAGCGCUCCCUGCGCUCCUUCUUCGUGGGGUACCCGCCCUUCCUGCCCUCCACCCCGCCCGUGCACACCGAAGCCACCUUCUCUGCAAAUACGCUGUCAGUGCCUCGCUGGUCCCCGCAGAUCCCUCGGCGGGAUUUAGGAAACUCCAUAAAACACAGGUUUUCCACCAAGUACUGGAUGUCUCAGACCUGCACCGUCUGCGGGAAGGGAAUGUUGUUCGGCUUAAAAUGCAAAAACUGCAAGCUCAAGUGCCACAACAAAUGCACCAAAGAGGCCCCCCCGUGUCACCUGCUGAUCAUCCACCGCGGAGGUGAGCCCCCUGCUCCGAGCUCCGGGGGUGUUGCCAGCGGGAAAAACUUUCGAAAUCCCCCCGGGCGAUUCGGGAGCCGGACCCAGGCGGGGUCCCCGGCGGGACGGAGGCUCCCGAACCGCUUGGGCGCUCCGGGGAAAUGUUACCCACCGUUUUUUCCGCUUGUAGGGAGACGAGCCGCUCGGGGCGAGGCAGAUUUGCAUUGCAAACCACUUCCACCCACCCUCCCCCUGCCUCCUUUUCUUUUCAGAUUCCCCACCGCACGGGCGAGGUUGGUCCGGACAGAGUCGGUGCCCUGCGACAUCAACAACCCCCUGAGGAAGCCCCCCCGGUAUUCGGACCUGCACGUCAGCCAAACGCUCCCCAAAACCAACAAACUCAACAAGGACCACAUUCCGGUGCCCUACCAGCCAGACUCCAGCAGCAACCCCUCGUCCACCACCUCGUCCACGCCGUCCUCGCCGGCGCCGCCGCUGCCCCCCAGCGCCACGCCGCCGUCCCCGCUGCACCCGUCCCCGCAGUGCCCGCGCCAGCAGAAGCAGUUCAACCUGCCAGCCUCCCAUUACUACAAGUACAAGCAGCAGUUCAUUUUCCCAGAUGUGGUGCCUGAGACGCCGACCCGAGCCCCACAGGUCGUCCUGCACCCCGUCACCUCCAACCCCAUCCUGGAAGGAAACCCAUUGCUUCAAAUUGAAGUGGAGCCCACCUCGGAGAAUGAGGAAUGCGCCGAGGAGGUGCAGGAGUCCGAGGACGACUUUGAGGAGAUGAACCUCUCGCUGCUCUCGGCGCGCAACUUCCCGCGCAAGGCCAGCCAGACCAGCAUCUUCCUGCAGGAGUGGGACAUCCCCUUCGAGCAGCUGGAGAUCGGCGAGCUCAUCGGCAAGGGCCGCUUUGGGCAGGUGUUCCACGGGCGCUGGCACGGGGAGGUGGCCAUCCGCCUCAUCGACAUCGAGCGCGACAACGAGGACCAGCUCAAGGCCUUCAAGAGGGAGGUCAUGGCCUACCGGCAGACCCGGCACGAGAACGUGGUGCUCUUCAUGGGGGCCUGCAUGAGCCCGCCCCACCUCGCCAUCAUCACCAGCCUGUGUAAAGGACGGACUCUCUACUCCGUGGUGAGGGACGCCAAAAUUGUCCUGGAUGUCAACAAGACGAGGCAGAUAGCACAAGAAAUUGUGAAGGGAAUGGGAUACCUGCAUGCCAAGGGCAUCCUCCACAAGGACCUCAAGUCCAAGAAUGUCUUCUAUGACAAUGGGAAGGUGGUGAUCACCGACUUUGGGCUCUUCAGCAUCUCCGGGGUUCUCCAAGCAGGCAGGAGGGAGAACAAGCUGCGCAUCCAGAACGGCUGGCUGUGCCACCUGGCCCCCGAGAUCAUCCGGCAGCUCUCUCCCGACACCGAGGAGGACAAGCUGCCCUUCUCCAAGCACUCGGAUGUCUUUGCACUGGGCACCAUCUGGUACGAGCUGCACGCCCGGGAAUGGCCCUUCAAGACGCAGCCAGCGGAGGCAAUAAUCUGGCAGGUGGGAAGAGGGAUGAAGCCCAACCUCAGCCAGAUCGGGAUGGGCAAGGAGAUCUCGGACAUCCUCCUGUUCUGCUGGGCCUACGAGCAGGAGGAGAGGCCCACCUUCACCAAGCUCAUGGACAUGCUGGAGAAACUGCCAAAGCGCAACCGCCGCCUUUCCCACCCGGGGCACUUCUGGAAGUCGGCAGAGCUGUGACGGGAGGAGUUAUGGGACGGUGCCUUCCUCCCCCAGCGGGUCUCCUCUUCCUCUCCGCUUCCCACCCUGCGCUACGGAGGAGCAGCGGGGCCGACAGCGGGCCGGGACCGGGAUCUUCCCCCGCGGCGUUUCACCAUCCCGGGAAUGCCGUGGGCGCGGGCGGGAGGAGCCGGAGCAGCCCCGGCUGCGGUGGGAUGGGGACAGCGCGGGGCUCUCAGGCGGUGGCUCUGGGGACAGAACCCCCCAGCAGGGGUGACCCACAGGACAAUGACUUCAGUUUAUCCCCAGGGCUCCUCUGAGCCCCAUCCAGUGCUCGCGACGAUGCUCGGCCGGGGAGGGCUUGUUCUCGGCUCUCCGUGGGUUUCUUUAAUUCCCUUUAUUUAUUUCUUCGCGGUUUUGUCAUGAAAAAAGGGGGAACGUCGCUGAUUCAUGAGUUUAUCCCCGGAUCCUGCGGGGCCAGGGAGUGCCACUGCCAUUAGCUGCCCCCCGCGGGGAAAUGCAUCUGUCCCGCUGCCCCCGGCCCCGCAGCCCCUUCGUGGGCAGCGCUGACCUUUCACAAGUGGCUUCUCUCCCUGCCAGCCGCGGCCACUUAGGUGUCCCCCCGCGGGGACGUCUCCGCAUUCCCGUUAAUCUGUCCGCUGUUCCCGGGGUGUGUCUCACCAGCCAGCGCUGCCCCUCGCUCUCCAUCCCUGCCCUGCUCCUGGCUUUGCUCCUGGCUCCCCGAACCCCGGCUUUGGGGGUGCUCUGGGGCUGGGCACAGCAGCACAGCUGGAUUGGGAUCCAUCCCCCCCUCCUGUGGCCUUCCCGGCUCAUUCCUGCAGCUGGGAAUGCAGGCAGGCUCUGGUUGUACAGAGCAGCUCCCAGCUCCACUCCGGGACAUCUCAGCCGUGCCCAGGACCAUUUCCCCCACGGGCUCAUCUGCCAUCAGCCAAAUCCCAGAGUUUCCCCAAAAAUUCUCUCUGGGAGCUGCUGUUGCCACCUGAAUUCCACGUGCUGGUGUUUCCCUCUCCCCUCCCAGCUCGAGUGGGCCCUCCAGCCCCUCGGAUGAGCUGUAAGACGAGAGCAAAUUGCAUUCCCAGGCUCUCAUGGAGCAUAAUUGCUUGACAGGAACCAUCCCGGAUAAUUCAAUUGUAGUCUCAGUUCGCUUUAAUUUGGAGCCGUGACGAGGCUUUGCAAACCCAGCCAGCCCUGGUUUGUCUGGCUGCUGCUCCAGCUCCUCCUCGCUGGUGUUGGGAGUGCUUUAGCAUAAGUAAAUGAAGAUUAGAAACUUAAUUGCAGCUGGGAUGAGAUGGGAUUUUAAUUGUGGGUGUAUUAAAAUCCCCAUGCGUGCACGUGUGAAAAUUCCAAGGUGGGCAGGAGCAGGGAGGGGUGGAUCCAGCCCCCAAAAGGAUCUGGAGGAGUCUCCUGAUGAUGUUUUUGGGAUGGGGCAGGAUGGCUUUUGGGGCUGAGGCUGGGUGGGAUGGGCAGGCUGAGCCCUCGUUUGGGUUAAUUGCUCCCUGCCCCAGCAGGAAAUUGGGGAUCCCUGACUUAGGGCUCAUCCCACCUUCUCAUUCCAGAUCUUCCUGCCUUUCACCCCAUCCUGCAGCACCCACGGCCUGGGCUGUCCCUGUGCCCCACAGCUGUCCCUGUCCCCACAGCUGUCCCUGUGCACACACGUGCCACAAACCUUGCACUAAACCCUCGGAUUCUCUCUGAGCUCCCACCAAUGCCUUCACCUCUGCUGCUCCCAGGCUCUGGGGGAGGCACAAAAUCCCCUCCCCAGAGGUUUUGGGUGCUGGGGGGGCACGGGGAGGUGUCACCAGUCCCCAGACCCCAUCCACAGGGAGCAGGGCCCUGCUGGCUCUGUGGGUUUGGGUUCUGAGCAGGUGUGGAUUCCCAGGUGAGCAGGAGACAGGGGAAGGUGUUGGAAGGAGGAAGAAGGUGACACCAGGACACCCUCCCAAGGAACAAUUCCUUCCCAAUAUCCCAUUUAACUCUGCCCUCUUUCACUUUCAAGCCAUUCCCCUUGUCCUAUCUCAUUCCCCCUUGGCCACACCCUUCUCCACUGAAUUUUGGGCAUCUGGAAGAAACGAAACAUUCCUGCAGCCAACCUCUCCCUGCUCUGCACCCUCUUCCUCCCCUCUCCCCUCGCUGUGGUGUCUCGGCCACAGGCACAGCACAAUGGUAUCGAUUGUCCUGAAUUUAUCCCAGAGGAGCUCUGAGGAGCAGCUCCUUCCCUUCCAUCCCAGUUGUUCAGGCUGCCACGUUAUUUCCAUCAUUCCUUCUUAUUUUUAAAUUCUUCAUUAUUUUAAAAAAAAAACUCCAAGCACCAAACCAACAAAUCUUAUUUUUGUUGUUGUAGUUGUUUGGGGUUUUUUUGACUCUGCCUUUGUGAAGGAUAUUUUUUUUUUCCUUUGGCCCAGUUUAUAAAUAUCCAGCGCUUCAGCAGGGAGGGAAAGCAGGAGAAGCUCUCCACAAUAGCCUCUAAUAGGAGCCCCGAAGGAGGGAGAGGGUCCAUCCGGAGCCCGGCUGAGCUGUGAGCCAGCACAGAGCCAGGGCUAUUUCCAGCCGAGCCGGGCUCAGCUCGGCGCUGCCUUUGAGGAGCAGGAGCCGCCCGCAGCCCCGGGGCGGCUCUGGCAGCCCGGGAUGCUCUCCUGGCCCAGCCCUGCUGCUCCGUCCUCCACCACCCUCCCCUCUCUUCCCAGAGCUCCUGACUUUGCUGCUGCUGGGGGUUUUUCCAGCGUUUUGGUGCUGAUGGGGUCACCGCGUUUGGGGCUGGGUUGUGUGGGCUCUCCCAGAGGGGGAAGAGGUGGCCCCAAAGCUCUGUGUCCUCCUUUUGGCUGCUAAAGGAUAUUCCCUGCUCUGGCUUUUUCUUCUAUUUCCCUUUCCCCACCAAUUCCCAAAUCCUUGCUGAGCCCUGACCGGGCAAUUUCUGGGAAUGACGAGCUCAGAGUUCGGCCCCCAUGACUUUUAUCCAGUCCUUGACCGUGGCAGGAGCUGGGAUGGUGCAGAUUUGGGAUGGAUGGGAGGCAGAAAUGAAUGUCUGGGAGGUGGAGGAGCUGCUCAGCCUUUCCUAGAGCAUGGAAUUAUGGAAUGGUUUGGGUUGGAAGGGACCUCAAACCCCACGGCAGGGACACUUCCACCAUGCCAGGCUGCUCAGCCUUUCCUAGAGCAUGGAAUUAUGGAAUGGCUUGGGUUGGAAGGGACCUCAAACCCCACGGCAGGGACACUUCCACCAUCCCAGGCUGCCCCAAGCCCCCGGCCUUGGGCACUGCCAGGGAUCCAGGGGCAGCCACAGCUGCUCUGGGAACCUGUGCCUGCCCUCACCAGGGAAAAUUCCCUCCCAACACCCAGUCCAACCUCUCCCCGUGCCAAUUUAGGAAUCUGUGGAAGAGCUGGUGCCUGGAACUCGGCCUCCUUGGCUGUGUGAGGAGAAGGGCUCUGUGCUGAGCCCCUCUCUGCCCCCCAAGUGCCCUGAGUCGAGCCCUUCCUCCUUUUUUCACCCUUUAUUUAUUUUAAAUUAUUUGAAUUUAAUUGAAUUUCUAUGAAUUUAUUUAAAUUUAUUUGACUUACUAUGAAUUUAUUUGAAUUUAUCUAUUUUUGUUGCCAACAGCAAAUCUUUGGGGGGGGGAAGCUUGGUCAGCUGCGAGCGCUGCCUUUAAUUUCAGGUCCCUGUAAAUUCCCGUGUUCCAUUGCCUUGUACAUAAGGUAUAUAUGGAUAUAUAUACAUAUCUCUAUAUGUAUGUAUAUAGAUAUAUACAGACCUCAAUCUUGUACAGUUUCCAACUGAACUCGCUGGCCUGCUUCAUUUUCUCCGUGGUAGUUUGCAGAAUGAGCUGAUUUUCAGUUCCCUUUUCCUCCCUCCACCCCCUUUUUUCUUUUUAUAAAUAUAUAUAUAAAUAUAAAUAUAUAUAUAUAUAUAUUUUGUUGUCGUCGUUGCAAAAAAAAAAAAAAAAAAACACCUCCGGAAAAAAAGAAGCUGGUGAGAAAUAAAAAAUACAAAUCACCCCCACAAACCACUGACAAAAAAAAAAAAAAAAAAGGAAUUUCCGAGAAAGGCACGAUGGAUUCUCCCCGCUGUAAAUUUGUACAGGAACAUUUCUAACGUUUUCUACACUUGAAGAAAGUAAUUUCUAAUUUCCGCUGUCUGGCUGGGUGCGAAUCUCUGGGACCUGCAGACCUGGAUAGCCAUUUGUUCCCGUGGUUUCUCGUGCAGUGUUUGGUGAGGUGACAGUGUAUGAAUUAUUUAUGCCAAUAAAAAGAAAAAAAAAACCAAACAAAAAAACAAAACACAUUUGGAAAAACCCUGCCCUGCCCUGUGCUGCUCCGUGUCCUCUCCUCGCCGGAUCCCGGGAUUUUUUAUUCCUGGUGGGGUCGGGAUGAGUCCAUCAGAGCCUUGGGAGCGUCUCUGCCUGGUCCAGCGCUGCCAAAUCCCUUUUUCCCUCCCAGCCCGGCCCUUUGGGGAUUAUAAUUCCCAGCCAACACUCGGAUGGGAGCUGCAGCAGCAGCAAACUGGGAAUUAUC